Bipolaris maydis ATCC 48331 is the source of this 420-nucleotide messenger RNA. RefSeq lists its product as uncharacterized. Gene Ontology annotation, biological process: purine nucleobase metabolic process. Gene Ontology annotation, molecular function: hydroxyisourate hydrolase activity. NCBI's taxonomy places the organism in Eukaryota, Fungi, Ascomycota, Dothideomycetes, Pleosporales, Pleosporaceae. The record is from RefSeq and is a predicted model, not a curated record.
AUGACCACCACCACUCCCGCAAAACCCCCAAUCACAUGCCACGUCCUCGACACAACCAUCGGCCGCCCCGCUGCCAACAUCCCCGUAACACUGACUCUAUACCCCUCUUCCUCCUCUUCUUCCACCACCACCACCCUCACCUUCACCGCAACAACAAACACCGACGGCCGCGUAACCGCCUGGACACCCAGCACACCCUUCUCGUCGACAACCCUCGCCGAAGCGUUUGCGCAAGCAGAGGGCGACCAGCGGUACGGAUUGACGUUUGACACGGAGGCCUAUUUCGGGGACAAGGGCAUAGCGACGUUUUUUCCAGAGGUCGAGGUCAAGUUUGUGGUGAGGGAGGGCGCCAAGGCCGAGCAUUAUCAUGUCCCGGUGCUGUUGGGGCCGUUUGGGUAUACGACGUAUCGGGGAAGUUGA